UCCACCUAGUCUCAAAUUACAACCUGGAAAUACAACCUGUGGAACAACACUCUUUUUACACAACGAGUCGUCAACUAAACAACAGUCAUGUCUGAGCAAACCUCUCCGGGAUAUCAUUUCCACAGGAAGACAAAUGACUGGCCAGAAUACCAACGCACCAUUCGUAUGGACACUGAGAGUGCUCAGAAGAUCCUCUAUGUGGAGGGCACCACUUUGAAGGCCAACCUGGGCAGGUGUGCACCUCCCAAAUCCAAGUUCUUCUCGGUGAAAUGCACGCCCACCAUCAAGUACAGCGUGGUGCCGCCUCCCCAGGACACCCCGCCCGGCUCCCCCCUGGUCCUGGAGGACAAGUCCACGCUGCUCAUCUCCAUGACGGCCGCCAGCCAGCACCAAGACGACAGCAAGCUGUCGGUCAGUUACUACGGGCAAGAUGAAGACAUUUUGGGGACCUCCGUCUUGCAGUUGACUGCACUUGAGAUCUCUCUGGACGUGGACGCAGACCGAGAUGGUAUCGUGGAGGAAAACAACCCCAAUAAGGGGUCCUGGAAGUGGGGUCCUGACGGGCACGGAGCCAUCCUACUGGUCAACUGUGACGCUGAGCGCAGCUAUGUUGACAAACCAGACCACAUGGUGGACUACAUCGUCAAGUUGUCAGAUCUGAAGGACAUGUCGGUGAUGGCCCUGCGGACCCGCGGACCCGCCAAGCUUCCGGAGGGCUACAAGCUCACCAUGCACACGUGUCAGGACCACGCCGAGGGACUCAGGGUCUACAUGUCCAAGCCUCGCUACGGCAGGAACUCCUUAUCUGACGCGGCCAGGGACUACACCCAAGUGCUGAGCAGCCACGUCCUGUCCAGGGAGGUUCCUUACUUGGGGGGUGAGGCAGAGAUGAAUUUUUAUGUGGAGGGUCUCAUGUUUCCCGACAAAGACUUUGACGGGCUGGUCCGCAUCAGCCUCAGCCUGCUGGAGCCCAUCCGCCCGGGUCUCCCCGAGAUGCCCAUUUUCACAGACACGGUCACGUUCCGAGUGGCGCCUUGGAUCAUGACGCCAAAUAUCUUGGAGCCCGCCGAGGUCUUUGUCUGCAGCACGUCAGAUAACUACGCCUUCCUGAAAGGGAUGCGAAGCCUUGUUGCCAAAAGUGGCUACAAGCUGAGCGUGUGCCAUGCGUACAUGAACAGGGGCGACCGCUGGAUGCAAGAUGAGUUGGAGUUCGGUUACAUCGAAGCGCCACAUCAACGCUUUCCCGUCGUCUUGGAUUCACCGCGGGACGGAGAACUGUUGGACUUUCCGUACAAGGAGCUCCUGGGCCCCGACUUUGGCCACGUGACCAGAGUGGCGCCCAGAGGUGAUGUGAGCAGCCUGGAUUCCUUCGGCAACCUGGAGGUCAGUCCUCCUGUGACGGUGGACGGGAAGGAGUACCCGCUGGGAAGAAUCAUCAUUGGUGUGGCCUUUCCCACGACGACUCAGGGACGUCACAUGACCAAAGUGGUUCAGGACUUCCUGUGGGCACAGAAGGUCCAGGAACCAAUCGCUUUGUAUUCCGACUGGCUGGUGGUCGGCCACGUGGAUGAAUUCAUGACUUUUGUUCCCGCGCCUGACAGGAAGGGCUUCCGUCUGUUGCUGGCCAGUCCAGACGCGGGCUACAAGCUCUUCAGAGUCUUGAAGAACCAAGGUCACGGACAGGCCAAAAUCUUCGAGGGCUGCAGGAACCAGGAACCCAUCACGGUGGACGACAUACUUGAAGACACGGUCUUCCAGGCGGACAACAACUACGUCCAGAGCUGCAUCGACUGGAACCGAGACGUUCUGAAGCGAGAGCUGGGCCUGGAGGACUCGGACAUCAUCGACCUGCCCAUCCUCUUCAAGCUGCAGGAAGACGAGGGUGACGUGUACAGAGCUGUGGCCUUCUACCCCGACAUGGUCAACCUGAUAGUCCUGGGCAAAAACCUGGGCAUCCCUAAGCCCUUUGGCCCCAAGGUGGACGGCCGUUGUGCCCUGGAGGCGGAGAUGUGUUCCCUGAUGGAGGACCUGGGCCUCAGCUGCACCUUCAUCGACGACUUUGCUUCUUACCAUCGCCUGCUGGGCGAGGUCCACUGCGGCUCCAACGUCCGUCGAGAACCUUUCCACUUCAAGUGGUGGAACCUGGACAUGUGAGGAGCAGACUGAACACACCAGAAGUACAAUAUUUUACAGUCCGGAUGGGACUACCUGGACCACACAUGGACAAUGGACUUAUUUAAUCACCCUCUUUCACAUUUGUCAUGUUUGGGUCACUUCAAGUACAAGCGGACCAAGACCACUUGAGUGGGUCUCGGUCUGUUUGCAAAGGAACUGUGGAUCGAUCGGGUUCCAAAUCUGCAAAAUGACAGCAAAAGAAAAACACAAAGAUUGAAGCAUUCUGUCCUCUUGAGCGAGGACGCUCUGUACAAGUAUAUUUCAGAAUUAAACCUAAGAUGGUUCAAAUAGCAAAGACAUCAGGGGUGUCCAAAGUGCGGCCCGGGGGCCAUUUGUGGCCCUCAGCUCAUUGUUUGAAUGCUCCCAAACAUUCAUUCUUCUUCUUCUUCUCCAGAUUCUACCUUCCACAUUUUUCACCCAAUUCAAACCGUUCCAAUUUCAAACUGCUCAGCCUAUUUCCAGAAUUGCGGUCUUUCCCUUGAAAAUUCCAAAAUUCGUCAGAUUUCCCAGAAUUCCAGGUUUUCCGGGACUUUCUUCCCCAUUCAAAAUGAAUUAGCCAUUUUUCAAGCUUUCACCAUUUCCACAUUGUUUAACCGAUUCGAACCAUUCCACCCAUCCUGGAAAUUUAAACAAACUUUUUUCCAGGUUCGAAAAAAUUCCACGAUUUUCCAGAAUUCCAGUUUUUCAGGGACAUUUUUCCCAUUCCAAAAUGGAUUAGCCAUUUUUCUAACUUUCACCAUUCCCACAUUUCUAAACCCAUUCAAACCAUUCCACCUUUAACACAUUCCACCAUCCUGGAAAUUUCAACUACUUUUUUUCCAAGUUGAAAAAAAUUCCAUGUUUUUUUAGAAAUCCUGCUUUUCCAAAGCCCUAUUUCCACCAUUUUGUUUGCCGACCACUCCUUCCAACGCACUUCAACUGUCAAAACAUUCUUCUUUACCAAGACAAAAAAACAAGUUGCCUUUUUGAACCGGAAAAAUUCCCGGUUUUCCUGAAAUUCCAGGAAUUUCGUAACACCAUUUCUCAAUUCAACAUGUUACUACUUCAACAUUUCUCGACCGAUUUGAACAAUUUCAACCCCAACCAUUUUCAAAGAGAUUCCACUUUUUCCAAAGUUCCCAUUUUUUUUCUUAAAUUCCCAUUGAAAUCAAUGGGACAUUCUUCAAAGUUCCACAGUUCCCUCAUUUUUCAUCUGAUUCAAACUGUUCCAACUUCAAACUGUUUAGCCUAUUUCCGUAACAUAUUAUUAUAAUAAUGUAAUGGAUUCAUAAUUAAUAAUUAUUACAAUUGGUUAUUAAGAGUAUGUAAAAAUUCAACUUCUACUUUGUUUACUUCCGCGACAACCUCCUUAAAGUUUUGUAAUCAGUCAAAAAUAUCAAGCAGCUAAAAUGCGCCAAACAUGCUUUGUAAUGGAUUUGAAUGUGUGUAGUUUACAUUUUUAUGCUGAUUGGACGCUUUAAAAUAAAAGAAAAAAUCCAUUUCAAGUUCAA
Messenger RNA from Nerophis ophidion (straightnose pipefish), 3665 nucleotides. It is a transcript of the gene padi2, whose product is annotated as peptidyl arginine deiminase, type II. The record is from RefSeq and is a predicted model, not a curated record. Lineage: Eukaryota; Metazoa; Chordata; Actinopteri; Syngnathiformes; Syngnathidae. Gene Ontology annotation, molecular function: calcium ion binding; protein-arginine deiminase activity. The transcript has 17 exons. The coding region runs from base 88 to 2154 and encodes 688 amino acids. Gene Ontology annotation, cellular component: cytoplasm.